Molecule: messenger RNA, 1013 nt
Organism: Phaedon cochleariae (mustard beetle)
Lineage: Eukaryota; Metazoa; Arthropoda; Insecta; Coleoptera; Chrysomelidae
Source: the annotation of a GenBank genome assembly
UGAAGGCUACGGGCUAGGCAAUAGAGAACUAACUAUCUAGGUAAUCGGCAAAACUUUCUAGGUAGUAAUAAUGGAAGCAAAAACAAAAAUUGAUGAAUUUAAUAUACCAGUGCCCUGGGGACAUAUUGCAGUGAAAGCCUGGGGAGAUAGCAAUGACCCCCACGUUUUGGUGGUCCACGGAAGACUUGACAACGCAGGAGGAUUCGAUAACUUGAUGCACCUCCUUCCAAACUGUUUCUACUACGUUUGCAUGGAUUUGCCUGGCCACGGAAAAUCCUCACAUUUUCCCGCUCAUCUGCCUUUGCAAACACUAGAUCAAGUCAUAGCGUACAAAUUGGCCAUAGCUCAUUUCGACAAGAAGUUUAUCAUUUUGGGGCACAGCUAUGGGGCACAGUUAGCUUUGCUUUUCACCAGAUUAUAUCCAAACCUUGUUGAAAAAAUAAUUUUGUUAGACGCUUUCCAUUUAUACACAAAGGAAGUGAAAGAUUUAAAAAAAUACCUUAUCAAGAAACUGGAAAGCUUCCUGGAUAUCGACGCUAAAUUAGCCACCAGGCAGCCACCGACCUACACUUAUGAGGAAGCCAGAGAAAGAAUAAGCGGCAACAGGUAUCAGGGUGAAACUCUGCUAACUAAAGCAGCUGAUCCUUUAUUGGCGAGGAUGUUGAAAUCAGCAGACAAUGGAAAAUACACAUUCACUUUCGACCAGCGAAUGAAGAGCUACAUCAAUCCACUACACGACCGCCGUUUUGCCAAGGAAAGUUUGCUGGAGGACCCAGUAACUUGCCCGGUAUUGCUGAUCCUGGCAAAGCAAAACCAGAAACCGAUUAGGAAAUACGCAGAUAUAUUGGACAUGAUAAGGAAGUGGAAAAAUGUGACUGUGAGAUUCGUAGAGGGUGGUCACGAUGUCCACAAUAACUACCCCGAAAGGGUUGCUCCCCAUAUCACUGAGUUUUUGUUGAAACAGGAAGCGAAAUUAUGAUAUUCAAAGUGUUGAGUUUGUUAUAAAUGGCAUG